AUGUGCGUCCGCCUGUGGGUACAGAUCCAACGAAAGCUGGCAAGCUUCAAAGGGUCUAAAACCCGCAAGAAGAACACCUGCACCUGCGGCGGACGAUCGAUCAUUCCCGACAGUCAUGACCUUGUAACGUACCUGAAGGACCUGCGCCGCAGCGAGCUGCCUAUGACAUCAUCCCAUGUGUUGAAGUUUCUUCGCGCUGGUCAUGCCAUGCGACGCAUUUGCCGUCAGAAGAAGACCCAAGUUGACCCCGAGGAAACGUGCCUGGCCUUUGGCAAGAAAUUCCAUUCCGACCACCCCGGCGUGGCUAUGGACUGCGUCUACAAUGUUGACGAAACCGGGAUACACUACGAUAUCCUUGUUGACAGUGGCAAGAAGCUCCCUAUCGUCUUUGUGAUCCGUGGAGUUGACGGUGGGACGAUCGAAACCAAGGUGUUUAACGAGUAUCCAAGCGGGCAUUUCUACGCCAUUGUUAUGGUGGGCGACUUAACCCAAGUCCCGCUAUGA
Aphanomyces astaci is the source of this 504-nucleotide messenger RNA. RefSeq lists its product as hypothetical. The coding region runs from base 1 to 504 and encodes 167 amino acids. The transcript has 4 exons. The record is from RefSeq and is a predicted model, not a curated record. Lineage: Eukaryota; Oomycota; Saprolegniomycetes; Saprolegniales; Verrucalvaceae.